UGGUUAAUGAUCAGUUGCGAAUUGACUGAUCGAUCUGAUUUGUUUUUUUUUCACGCGCUCACUUCGGUUUAAGUUAAUUCUGAUCAACCGUUAUAUAAUAAGUUGUGGAAACGAUGAAAUUGUACUUCAUACUUGCGGCUUGUGUCCUGGCCACACUUGCGCCAUCCGCACACGCUUUACUGGGCGCCAAAUUAGCGCUCCUGGGCUUGGGUAGAAAUCUGAUUAGUGGAGGCGCCGCCGGCGGUGGUAGUAGUGAUGGUGGCUACGGCAGUGGCAACUACAAUGGUGGCUAUUAUGGACAGCAAAGUCGUGGCGUCUACAAUGGUGGCUACGCCAAUGGUAAUGGUUAUGGUGGCUAUGGACGUCAGUCAUAUGGCGGUAACUAUAAUUAUGGCGUAAGCGGUCGAUAUGCCGGUGGCUACAACAGUGGUGGUUACAGCAGUGGCGGUUACGCUGGCGGCAAUGGUGGCGAACAAGUUGUACGUAUCAUCAAGGUUAUUGUGCCAAGUGAAAACGUCGGCUCCUCAGUGAACUACGGAAGCGGCGGUUACUCAAGCGGUGGUAGUUACUCAAGUGGUGGUUACGCGAAUGGUUACUCAAGCGGUGGCGGCUACUCCACUAGUGGUUGGACACCCAUCCCCGCGCCACCAACAGUACGUACUGUAGUACAGGCACCCGAACCAGCGCCUGUACAAGUGCCUGUUCAGCAAACUUAUAUCUCUGCACCCGCGCCACCACCACCACCACCACCACAGGUGGUACAAGUAGCACCCGCACCAGCGCCCGUACAAGUGCCUGUUCAGCAAACUUAUAUCUCUGCACCCGCGCCACCACCACCACCACCACAGGUCGUACAAGUAGCACCCGCACCAGCACCAAUUCAGACUACAUACGUUUCAGCGCCAGCGCCACGCCCAGUUAUUCGUGUUACACAAUUACCGCAACCCAUACAGUAUUCAACACAAGUUGGUCAAGUAAGCUCCGCACAAGUCUACCAGGUGCAAUCGCCGCCCUCAAUACAAUUGCAGCCACCAGCACCACAACCGUUUCCACAACCAGUUCCACAACCGAUUCCUCAACCUUCCCAACCUGCGCAGGUAGUGAAAACCAUAAAGCUCAUUGUCGAUGAAAGCGACGACAGCGUACAAGUUCCAGCUCAAACUUACGGUCCACCACCACAGCCAGCAGCGCAGAACAACGGUGGUUGGAGCAGUAGCAGCAGUUCGUCGGCUGGUUGGAACAAUGGCUGGAAUAACGGUUACAAGCAUGGUGGCAUCUGGGAGAAACUCGGCUGUUAGACAAAGCCAAGCGCAAAAAUCUAACUCAAAAACGAUCUAUGAAAUAAUGUUUAUUUUAUAAAGUCUUAACUACGAAAAU
Messenger RNA from Ceratitis capitata (Mediterranean fruit fly), 1377 nucleotides. Its product is annotated as formin-like protein 7. The record is from RefSeq and is a predicted model, not a curated record. The transcript has a single exon. NCBI's taxonomy places the organism in Eukaryota, Metazoa, Arthropoda, Insecta, Diptera, Tephritidae. Bases 114 to 1298 code for a protein of 394 amino acids.